This is a messenger RNA of Sphaeramia orbicularis (orbiculate cardinalfish), 1744 nucleotides long. RefSeq names its product solute carrier family 22 member 4-like. Gene Ontology annotation, biological process: transmembrane transport. Bases 68 to 1744 code for a protein of 558 amino acids. The record is from RefSeq and is a predicted model, not a curated record. NCBI's taxonomy places the organism in Eukaryota, Metazoa, Chordata, Actinopteri, Kurtiformes, Apogonidae. Gene Ontology annotation, cellular component: membrane. Gene Ontology annotation, molecular function: transmembrane transporter activity. The transcript has 10 exons.
AGCAACACUGCACAUCAUCUGUCUGGUUAAAGCUUCUGUUUCUUCUAAUACCUGAAUUUACUGUGCAAUGGGAGACUUCAUGAUUAGAGACUAUGACACCAUCACAUCUUUCCUUGGAUCGUGGGGACCUUUCCAGAGAAGGAUUUUUUUGGCCCUAGCCUUCAGCAUAAUCCCAAAUGGGCUUCUUGGUGUUUACAUAGUAUUUGUAGGUGAUACCCCACCUCAUGAGUGUACAAUCCCAGAAAACUAUAGCAUCAGUGAGAUGUGGAGGAAUGUGACGAUCCCAUUGGAAACUGUUGACGGCAUCACAAAGCGUAGCUCGUGCUCAAGGCUUAACCUGGAGCUUGUCAGGGAGUAUUCUCAAAGUAAUCUAAUCCCAGAUGUAGAUGUGAAUGUGAGUCAGAUUCCUUUGGAGCGUUGUCUGGACGGAUGGACGUACAGCAAAGAAAUCUACCAGUCCACCAUUGUCACAGAGUGGGACUUGGUCUGUGACGAUGCAUACAAAAUUCCACUGACCAGCUCCAUCCAUUAUGCUGGUGUGUUGGUGGGAGCAUUUAUCUCAGGCCAGAUGUCUGACAGGUUUGGAAGGAGGCCGGCACUUUUUCUCAUGAUGCUUCUUCAGACUGUGUCAGUCACAGCGCACAUCUUUUCCCCAAAUUGGGAGAUCUUCACCCUCAUUUUCUUCUUUGUUGGUGGUGGGGGAUUCUCCAACUAUACUAUUGCAUUUGUGUUAGGUACAGAAAUUUUAAGCCCAAAAGCCAGGGUGGUGUUCUGUUCCCUUGGAGUUUUCAUGUCCUCAGCUAUCGGGAACAUGGUAUUGCCUGGAAUUGCCUACUUCAUUCGAGACUGGAAAAUGUUACUGAUUCCCAUGGCUGCCUCCAGUUUGAUCUACGUCCCUUUGUGGUGGUUAGUCCCAGAGUCUCCUCGAUGGCUCUUUUCUCAGGGAAGGGUAUCGGAGGCAGAGGCCAUACUGAGAGAUGCUGCCAAGAUGAAUAAAGCUGAGGUUCCACAGGCUAUUUUUACAAAGGAUGAGAUUGAAGAUGUGUUGGCCACAAAAGACAAAAAAUACAGCAUUUUGGAUAUCAUGAGCAACCUCAACAUGUUUUUCCUUACAUUAAUUUGUUCUCUUCUGUGGGCCAUCAUUACCAUGAGCUACUUCGCGUUACUUCUAAACACUUCAAACCUACAUGGCAGCCCGUACAUGAACUGCUUCCUGUCUGCUGUGACAGAGGUCCCAGCUUAUAUAAUUGCCCUGGUACUGCUGAAGUUCUGCUCCAGACACAUCUGCCAGUCAUCGACACUCUUCCUUGGUGGUGUUAUGAUCCUCUGUGUUCACCUUAUUCCAAUAGAUUUACCAGCUGUGGGGGUGUUCCUUGAGAUGUUGGGGAAGUUUGGCAUCACAUCUGCAUUUUGUGUGGUGUAUGCCGUCUCAUCAGAACACUUCCCCACCGUUAUCAGAAACACAGCGAUGGGAUGUUGUUCAAUGGCGGCUCGUGUCGGGUCAAUCGUCUCCCCCUUUAUCAUUUACCUGGGUAAAUUCUAUAAGGCACUUCCCUACAUAGUGAUGGGAGGUUUUGCCAUUGCUGGUGCUGCCAUAUGUCUCCUACUGCCAGAGACAUUUGGAAAACCUUUGCCUCAGGACAUGUCACAAAUACAGCCGAUAUGCAGGAGACGAGGAAAAAAAGAAAAAGAAGAGUGUGGAAAGAGCAUAUCCAAUUAUCAAUACAAAGAAACCAAGUUAUAG